CAUCAUUAAGCGCGCCGUGUAUGCUGUUUUGGAAAGAGGUAUCGUUAGCUUGACGAUAAAAAAAGGGCCACCUUUUUUUUUUUAAAAAAGGAUGCCUUUACCUCCAGCACUGCUGGCCCGAUUGGCCAAGAGAGGGAUUGUUAAACCAACAGAGCAAGGGGCAGAUGAGGAGAUUAUUGCUGAAGAUUAUGAUGACAACAAUGUAGAUUAUGAAGCCACCAGAGUGGAGAAUCUACCACCAAACUGGUACAAAGUGUUUGAUUCUGCUUGUGGUCUUCCUUAUUACUGGAAUGUCGAGACAGAUAUGGUUGCCUGGUUAUCCCCAAAUGACCCAACUGCAGUAAUAACAAAACCUGCCAAGAAAAUAAGAGUAGAAGGAGGAGAUGAAAAAGGCGAGAAGCAAGUUGAGAAACCAGACAGAGACAGGGACAGAGAACGACACAGAGACCGAGAUCGGGAAAGGGAUCGAGAUCGGGAAAGGGACAGGGAAAGGGACCGGGACAGAGACAGAGAGCGUGAUGAUGGGAGGGACAGAGACAGAAGAAAGCAGAGAAGAGAUGAGGCAGCACCAUACAGUCGAAGCAAAAAAGGUAGAAAAGAUGACGAGAUGGACCCCAUGGAUCCAAGUGCUUACUCUGAUGCUCCAAGGGGGUCGUGGUCAAGUGGGCUGCCUAAACGCAAUGAAGCAAAAACGGGUGCAGACACCACAGCAGCGGGGCCUCUCUUCCAGCAGCGUCCGUACCCGAGUCCAGGAGCUGUUCUUCGGGCUAACGCAGCAAACCAACUACCCAAGGAGUAAAAGCAGAUACCACGAAGACAGCAUCUUAAAACCCACAACUCUACAGUUGGUCUUCAUUAUGCUCACAUGCUAAACAUCAUAGUUUGACAGGCUUUUGUUUCAUUGUGAAAUGUGUACAUGUCAGAAAUGAAAGGCUGAACUUUUUGGACAGCUACUCUAUUCAUACUCCUGCCGUGUAGAGCAUUUGUAAAUAUGUUUUUAUAUGACCCAAAGGUUCACUUCUCAUUGUUACUAGACCUAUCAGUGAACAUGAUAAUAAACUUAAGACUACUGUGAAAAUGA
Messenger RNA from Oreochromis aureus, 1081 nucleotides. It is a transcript of the gene pqbp1, whose product is annotated as polyglutamine binding protein 1. The record is from RefSeq and is a predicted model, not a curated record. The transcript has 7 exons. Gene Ontology annotation, molecular function: ribonucleoprotein complex binding; protein binding. Gene Ontology annotation, cellular component: nuclear body; cytoplasm. The coding region runs from base 92 to 799 and encodes 235 amino acids. Gene Ontology annotation, biological process: alternative mRNA splicing, via spliceosome. Lineage: Eukaryota; Metazoa; Chordata; Actinopteri; Cichliformes; Cichlidae.